AUGGUCCUGCAUAAAAUGAAGAGGAGUUUUCUGAGGCGAUUUUGCAUCUUAUUAUCAGUGAUUCUGAUAGUUACGACAGUAAGUCAACAAUUGUACGGCUAUGGAACGUCACAAAUGAGCAUAGAGGGAAAUGACGACCUGAUGAAUCCUACAGAUAAAUUGGAAUAUAGAGAUGCUUUAAGCAAGUCUCCUUUUCGAUUGCUUUAUCAUAAGAUAGACGGAUUAUUACGUAAAACGGAAUUAGACUCAGACAUUGACAUCAGCCAAAAUGAACGGGCACUAUUAUCAAGUUGGGACCAAGGUAACAAACUCAAUCAGUGCAAACUUUUGUUUUCCAGUGUAUAUGAAAGUGAAUCUUUGAACUGGUCGAAUCAGCAACUCUUUGAAGAGUCUGAAAACUAUGAAGGAUAUGAUGUCUCGCCAUCAUUAAUCAGUGAACGAAUGAGAAUUUACAACUAUUGCAUAUUACAGAGUAUGCUAAAUGUAAAAGACUUGUUUGAUUUUGACUUUUUCAAACAGAAAAACAUCGAUGCAUGGGACUAUCAAGUUAGAAUGUUCCCUUUUCUAAGGCAAGAUUUUGAUAAGGAAAAUCAGUAUCUGUAUCCUGAGAUAUUUGAUAUAUCAAAUAAUGAAAUGGUUUCAAAACCUAAAUUAAAGUUGACUCCCUUGGAGUUUAACAGAGAUUUCUGGAGGCAGUACAAAACACUGGCAAAGGGCAAGGGAAUUGUGACUACACUGCACAGUAAAGAACUUGAUUUCUUUUACAGACAACUAAAAGUCUUGCAAAAACUAGAUAACAAGUUGCCAAUUUACAUUGUUUCAUCUGAUGGGGAUAUAACGGAUAACCAUAAAAAUGAACUUUUCACUCAAGUUAAAGAAACGACUCAGCAAGUUUAUGUCGUUGGCUGUUCUCAAAUACUGAAUCCAUCAUUCUCACAGAAGCAUUUAAAAUCUUUCUUAAACAAAUGGGUGGCAAUACUAUUUAAUCCGUUAGAAGAAGUUAUAUUCAUGGAUGCAGAUGCCGUCCCCCUUAUCAGCGUAGAGGAUUAUUUUAAAUACGAAGACUACAAAGAGUCCGGUCUUUAUGUCUUUAAAGAUAGAGUGAUGCCCCAUAAACUUGCUACCGAACGUUGUAUUGCCAUGCUACAUUUUGUUGAACCUUCAGCAGAAGAAAACUCAUUGCUUGGUGAGAAUUCUAUGGUCAGUACCUGCAAGUCUGUUAAAACUAUUAAAAAAACAUUAAUGGCAAAAGGCGUUUACGACAACUUUUUUGAGAAGGCACAUUUACACCAGGUCGACAGUGGCUUAGUUAUUCUAAACAGGAAAAAAAAACUAAAUGCCAUGUUAAUGUCAUUUUUGUUGCACUUGUUACCAGAAACACAAGUCUGCUUCCAUGGGGACAAGGAGCUCUUUUGGAUUGGCCCACUGUUCAUGGAUGAACCCUUCUCUGUUCAUCCGACAGAUCCAGGGCUUGCUGGUCAGAUUUUUGUACGCAAUAACGAAAACGAGGUGCAAAAUCAGAUCUGCUCCUCACAAAUUGUUCAUAGCGAUUUAAAUCACAAUAUUCUUUGGGUAAAUGGUGGUUUAAAAGUGUGUAAAGUAAGGGAUUCUGAAGUGAACGACUUCAGCUCUUUCCCAGAUUAUUUCCGGCAAAGAUACAAGGAUGAAAAUAACUUGAAGAGCCUGUACAACGCACCAUUAUAUUUUGAGGGACUUAUUAUCCCAAACCCAUCAUCGAGUCCUUGGUUUCAAACUAGAGAAUGCUCAAUGUUCGCAUACUGUUCAACUGUCUCUAUUGGAAAUGAAGGCAACAAGGACACCUUUAUAAGAUUUAAUCACGAUCAAAGUGAGAGAUACAACAGCAUAGCUGCUUUAUGGAGCAGCUAA
This is a messenger RNA of Kazachstania africana CBS 2517, 1887 nucleotides long. RefSeq names its product alpha-mannosyltransferase. The record is from RefSeq and is a predicted model, not a curated record. The coding region runs from base 1 to 1887 and encodes 628 amino acids. Lineage: Eukaryota; Fungi; Ascomycota; Saccharomycetes; Saccharomycetales; Saccharomycetaceae. Gene Ontology annotation, biological process: protein O-linked glycosylation. Gene Ontology annotation, molecular function: alpha-1,3-mannosyltransferase activity. The transcript has a single exon. Gene Ontology annotation, cellular component: Golgi apparatus.